AUGCAUAUAUGUCUUUGGUCACCAAUGCAACGUGGUGAAUUUGAUAUUUCAACUCCAGGAGCUCAUCCAUGUUAUCGUAAAAUAGCACCAUGUGGUAACAUUAAUGCAUCAUCAUCAUCACCACGUACAUCAUUAGUAGCUGGUAGCAAAUAUAAUGUUGAAUUUCAACAAAAUCUUAAUCAUUAUUAUACAGGCAAACCUGGAGCACUUGAUAUUUCAUUUGCUGUAGGUCUUAAUCCAUCUGAAAAUGAUUUUCGUGUACUUCAUUCAUUUUCGGAUUAUAAUUCAAUGAAUCAAAUAACACAAACAAAUUUUUCAAUUCAAAUAAAUUUACCAAAUGAACCAUGUGAUGAAUGUAUUUUACGUGUACGUUAUUUAUCAAAUAAUCCUGGUGAAGACGAUCAUGGAACUACUUUUCAUCAAUGUUCUGAUGUAAAAUUAACACCAAAUUUAUUGAAUACAUUAAAAAAAGACCAAGAACAUAAAGAUGAAUUAAUUGAAAAUAUAAAUAAACAACGCAACGAUGAUCCACAUGAUUGUUGUGUACCUGAAAGUUAUGUAAAUGCUUUUUUUCAUUCUAUACCUGCUAUUGAUUAUCGAUCCGAAGGUUUGAUUUUUUAUGAUAAAAAAGCUCAACAAAUGCGUGUUACUGUAACUGUUAAUGGUGGUCGUGGUAAUACAACUUAUGAUGGUGUAUUUGAUAUGUGGAUGAAUUUUACAUCAGGUUAUCAAUAUUAUUUUAAUCGUAAUAAUGGUAAAUGUGACCUUUAUGGAUUAGAUCUUUGGAAUGAUUGGUGUUUUGGUAAUAAAUAUAAUCAAAGUGAAGAUUUUGUUGCUGCUGAUGUUUCUUGUUCAUCACCAUUUGGACCAACUCAUAAAUGUAAUCAAUGGCGUAAUGGAGAAUUUCUUUUUGAAACUUAUGCAUCAGAUCGAUGUUUACCGUCGAGUAUAUCACGACCAAGUGGUGAACGAAUUAUUUAUAUUGCGGGAGGAACCGGUCCAAUACCACCUUCAACUUUUACACCUAAUCCAGCUUGUAUUAAACAAAAGACAGUCAAACAUGCAUCACCUCAAUGGAUGAAAUUGCAUUUUUAA
This is a messenger RNA of Rotaria sordida, 1095 nucleotides long. Lineage: Eukaryota; Metazoa; Rotifera; Eurotatoria; Philodinida; Philodinidae. The record is from the annotation of a GenBank genome assembly.